Nerophis lumbriciformis (worm pipefish) is the source of this 1509-nucleotide messenger RNA. The record is from RefSeq and is a predicted model, not a curated record. Lineage: Eukaryota; Metazoa; Chordata; Actinopteri; Syngnathiformes; Syngnathidae.
AUGGCAACGUUGGUGGCAAACAGGGCGAUGGACAACGGCUUGGCAGGAGCAGCGAGGACGCACACUCAAGCUGUGACCAGAAAUUACAUCUCCCAACCAAGGCUAACUUAUUCUACAGUGUCAGGAGUAAAUGGACCCCUGGUGAUUCUUGAUAAUGUCAAGUUCCCCAGAUAUGCUGAAAUUGUUCAUUUGACUUUGCCUGAUGGGACAAAAAGGAGUGGUCAAGUCCUGGAGGUGAUUGGGAGCAAGGCAGUCGUUCAGGUGUUUGAGGGAACAUCAGGCAUUGAUGCCAAGAAGACCGCUUGCGAGUUUACUGGCGAUAUCCUGCGAACACCAGUUUCAGAGGAUAUGCUUGGGCGGGUCUUCAAUGGCUCAGGCAAACCUAUCGACCGUGGACCCAGUGUUCUGGCUGAGGACUAUUUGGACAUCAUGGGUCAGCCCAUCAAUCCCCAAUGCCGCAUCUACCCCGAGGAAAUGAUCCAGACUGGCAUCUCCGCUAUUGAUGGCAUGAACAGUAUUGCCAGAGGACAGAAGAUCCCCAUUUUCUCUGCUGCUGGGUUGCCGCAUAACGAAAUUGCAGCCCAGAUCUGUCGGCAAGCCGGUUUGGUGCAGAAGUCCAAGGAUGUGAUGGACUACAGCUCGGAAAACUUUGCCAUUGUGUUUGCUGCUAUGGGGGUCAACAUGGAAACUGCUCGUUUCUUCAAGUCUGAUUUUGAAGAAAAUGGCUCGAUGGAUAAUGUGUGCCUUUUCUUAAACCUGGCCAAUGAUCCUACGAUUGAACGUAUUAUUACACCUCGCCUGGCAUUGACUACAGCAGAAUAUCUGGCAUACCAGUGUGAGAAGCACGUCUUGGUCAUUCUCACCGAUAUGAGUUCCUAUGCUGAAGCUCUGAGAGAGGUUUCUGCUGCCAGAGAGGAGGUGCCUGGACGUCGCGGCUUCCCUGGUUACAUGUACACUGACUUGGCCACCAUCUAUGAACGUGCUGGCCGAGUAGAGGGAAGGAAUGGUUCUAUCACCCAGAUUCCCAUUCUCACAAUGCCUAAUGAUGACAUCACCCAUCCGAUUCCCGAUCUGACGGGAUACAUUACUGAGGGUCAGGUGUACGUGGACAGGCAGCUCCACAACCGUCAAAUUUACCCACCCAUCAAUGUGUUGCCAUCUCUUUCCCGUCUGAUGAAGUCAGCUAUUGGAGAGGGUAUGACCAGGAAGGACCACGCUGAUGUCUCAAACCAGCUGUAUGCCUGCUAUGCUAUUGGCAAGGACGUUCAGGCCAUGAAAGCUGUUGUGGGAGAAGAAGCCCUCACAUCUGAUGAUCUCCUCUACCUUGAGUUCCUACAGAAAUUUGAAAAGAACUUCAUUGCCCAGGGUCCAUAUGACAAUAGGACGGUGUACGAAACCCUGGACAUUGGCUGGCAACUUCUUCGAAUCUUUCCCAAGGAGAUGCUCAAGAGGAUUCCUCAGAGCACUUUGGCAGAGUUUUAUCCCAGGGAGUCGGCUGCUCGCCACUGA